UAUAAUUCCGGGAAAAGAGUUUUAACAGAACAUUGGUUUUUCACUUCUAGCAAACCUCCCACACCAUCGGUAACGUCAGCAAACUUGACAGUCGACAUGGGCACCAGUUUGACGGAUCAGUUUAGAGAGCAACUGCACAGGUGGAUUGACGCUAACCAACGGAAACGCUUCACUCUAUUAUUUAAAGCUUCCCAAGAUGGCUGUGCUGCCCAAACGUUCCACACUCUCUGUAACAACAAGGGACCUACAAUUACUAUCCUGUACAACACGAACGGCUCGGUGUACGGGGGUUAUACCUCCACUAGUUGGCACUCAAAUAACACCUACUCAGCAGACGACAAAGCGUUUCUGUUCAGGCUCAGACACAAUGGCAAUUGUCAGCCACAAAAGUUCUGCAAAAUCCAGAUGGCUGACACUGCUAUUUACGGCCACUCUAACUAUGGACCGACGUUUGGAGGAAGCAAUGGCCAUGAUCUAAAAACAUUUACCAGUAUUGUCAACAAGAACGGAACUUUCUUUCCGCUGAAUGGCAGCACAAGUCUUGGUAGUUACUACGACAUGCAAGGCCAGAAUUAUAACACCGUAAUGAAUGGACACAUGCAGGUGUUGGAUUUGGAGGUCUACUGUGUUGAAGAGAUGAAGAUGCUGCAGCGGCCCUGGGUUCGGAAUGUAGAAUGGCAUCCUAGAUUCAUGAAGGAGCUUAAAGAGUCGAUAGAGACAUAUAAACCCCUACCAGGCCUAGGUCUACAGCAAACACGGAUACUGAUGGUGGGACAGGUCGGGUCAGGCAAAUCCAGCUUCUUUAAUACAAUCAACUCAAUCUUCCGGGGUCACAUAAGCGGUCAAGCCAACGCCGGAAGUGCUGAACACAGCCUCACCACAAUGUAUCGGAUGUAUCAAGUCCGAGACGGAUACGCAGGAAAACCACUAAACUUCCGGUUAUGUGACACGCGUGGUUUGGAAGAGGACCAGGGAUUGGAUGAUCAUGAAAUAUCUUAUCUUUUGGAUGGUCAUGUGCCAGACAGAUUUCAGUUUAACCCAGCCGUAUCUUUGUCGCCAGAGGUCAUGGGAUUCGUGAAGGGCCCGACACUAGGAGACCGUAUCCACUGUGUGGCGUUUGUCGUAGAUAGUAGCACAGUUGACGUCAUUUCCGAGAAAGUUCUGGAGAGAAUCAAGAACAUGCAAACCAAGAUGAACCAGAGGUCCAUUCCACAAGUGGUAUUGCUGACCAAGAUUGACCGUAUUUGUGAAUUGGUGACUGACGAAAUCGGUGACGUGUUCGUCAGCCCAUCAGUCAAGGAGUGUGUGGAUAGGGUUGCCAUGGCGAUGGGUGUGCCGAGAUCGCACAUACUUCCAGUCAAAAACUAUGAGUGUGAGGUCGAACUCGACCAGAAUGUAAACAUCUUGUCCCUCUUGUGUCUCCGACAACUUCUUCAUUUCUCCGACGACUACCUUUAUAACCAGCUCGAUCAAAUCGAGGCUGAGAAAUCUUCUCAAACACAAAUGAAAGAAUGACUUUUAACUAGACGUUGGUAAAAUCAUUGAGACCGACCAGAAAUGCUGUUCAUAUGUCCUAUGAAAAUAUCAUUGGAGUUUAUUAAUAUUAAAGUAUCCAUUCCGAAACGUUGGUAAAAAGAACAAAAACAAAACUGUAUUGGUGACAUUCUCGCCGCAAAGAAAUCUUGUUUAAUAUUAAUAAAG
Molecule: messenger RNA, 1701 nt
Organism: Mizuhopecten yessoensis (Yesso scallop)
Lineage: Eukaryota; Metazoa; Mollusca; Bivalvia; Pectinida; Pectinidae
Product: interferon-induced protein 44-like
Exons: 8
Coding region: 97-1515 (472 amino acids)
Source: RefSeq, a predicted model, not a curated record